Molecule: messenger RNA, 3201 nt
Organism: Geosmithia morbida
Lineage: Eukaryota; Fungi; Ascomycota; Sordariomycetes; Hypocreales; Bionectriaceae
Product: kinesin family member 18/19
Exons: 4
Coding region: 1-3201 (1066 amino acids)
Biological process (GO): microtubule-based movement
Molecular function (GO): ATP binding; microtubule motor activity; microtubule binding
Source: RefSeq, a predicted model, not a curated record
AUGUCUGCUGCGGGACAGUCAUCCAUUACGGUGGCAGUCCGCGUGCGACCUUUCACGAUCCGCGAGGCCGCACAAGUCAGACAUAAGAAUGACGAUGGUACGGUCUUCCUGGGCGACGGCUCUCUGGCCGGCCUACCUACACCAAAAUUGAACCAACGAGGCAUCCGAAACGUUAUCAAGGUCAUGGAUGGCCGUUGCCUAGUAUUUGACCCUCCGGAAGACAGCCCCGUACACAGAUUCUCCCGCUCCGUCGUGCCCGCGUCGAAGAAGACCAAGGAUCAGGUAUUUGCCUUUGAUCGCGUUUUUGACGAUGCAACAACGCAGUCCGAUGUCUACGAGGGAACAACAAAGCAGCUUCUCGACAGCGUCCUCGAUGGCUACAAUGCUACUGUUUUCGCCUACGGCGCGACGGGCUGCGGCAAGACACACACCAUUACCGGAACCCCCCAGCAGCCAGGAAUCAUUUUCUUGACCAUGCAAGAGUUGUUUGAGAAGAUUGAGGAGCGAAGUCAGGAGAAGACGACUGAGCUGAGUCUCAGCUACCUCGAAAUCUACAACGAGACGAUUCGCGAUCUGCUUCUCCCUGGUGGCAGCAAGUCUGGCCUUAUGUUGCGCGAAGACAGUAACCAGGCCGUCACCGUACCAGGUCUCACCAGCCACCACCCCAAGGAUGUCCAGGAGGUCAUGGAUAUGAUAGUCAGGGGAAACGAGUACCGCACGGUUUCGCCCACCGAGGCGAAUGCUACUUCGUCGCGUUCACACGCCGUGCUCCAAAUCAACAUCGCCCAGAAGGACCGAAACGCCGAUGUCAACGAACCUCAUACCAUGGCUACGCUCAGUAUCAUUGACCUGGCUGGUUCAGAACGUGCCUCUGUCACCAAGAACCGUGGCGAACGUCUGACCGAGGGCGCCAACAUCAACAAAUCGCUCCUGGCCUUGGGAAGCUGCAUCAACGCCCUUUGUGACCGCCGAGGCCGUGCCCACGUUCCUUACCGCAACAGCAAACUGACACGGCUUCUCAAGUUCUCUCUGGGCGGCAACUGCAAGACGGUCAUGAUUGUAUGUGUCUCGCCAUCGAGCGCGCACUACGAUGAAACGCAGAACACUCUUCGAUACGCGAACCGAGCAAAGAAUAUACAGACCAAGGUUACGCGCAAUGUCUUCAACGUCAACCGGCAUGUCAAGGACUUCUUGGUCAAGAUUGACGAGCAGAGAGCGCUCAUCGACGAACUGCGUGCACAGCAAAAGGACGCCGAAAACAUAUUUCUCGCCAAAUUCCGCAAGCAGUGGGAGAAGAGGAAUAUGACUACACGUGAGGGUGUCCAGCGCCUACAUAUGGCCUACGAGCACUCGGCUGGAGAGCGCCAAGAGCGCAUCAACAGUAUGAAGAAGCUUAAGGCCUUUGAGCGUCGUAUUGGCCUGCUGUCUGGGUGGAUUGCAGCAUUUGAUGCUGUCUGCGACCAGCGUGGAGGCGAGGAUGACUCGAUGCCUCAAAACCUGACGGCUAUUCGCAAGAUGGCUAAUGGCAUCCUACUGGAACUUGAAGCCAGCCGUCGGCACAUCCAACAGAAACUUGAGAAGCCAGCGUGGGAGCGUCCCAUCGACAUCGCAUUAGAUCACGGCCUCAGGCAGCUGGAGAGCUCUGAAGGAACAGACACUGGAGAGAUUGCGAAGCUUGAACAGGAAGCCGAAAUACUCAAAAUCACGUUCAAUCGUGAAGCGUACCACGAGGUGCUCGAGCAUGACCGGAUGGGCGAUGCCGCCAUGGUGCAGCAGCUGCUGACUGCGCAGUUUGAGAUGCUUACUUCCAUGACGGACACGCUCUCCAUGGGAGAGGAGGAGGCUGUUUCCCACGCCAAGGAGAUUAUCCACCGUCUCCUCGAGGUGGGCUACAAGUCCGUGUCGCAGGUUGUGAAGCCCGAUGGUUCUCUGCCUGUCGUCGACAUCUUCCCACCUAAUAAGAAGGGCACACCCAAACGCAGGAAGUCGCUCAGGACUUCUUUCAAGCCUGUGGAGCCGCCGAGCUUCGCUGCAGCGGCCCCGAGAGAGGCUUCCGUCUUUACCAGCCCCAUGAAAGGUUCGCCUAGGAGGCGAAAGGUUGCCAGUGCCACCAAGAAGGGCAUCAGCUUUACUCCCGUCAAGAAGACCAAGGGGAGGGGUGUGAGGUGGCGUGAUGACGAGUCGGAGCAGGGAACAUUGGAAGAUUUCGAAAAGACCCCCCAGAAGCGGCCUCCAACAGACGAGUCAUUGAUCGAACAAACACCUCCACCUCCUGUGCCGGCACCAGUCUUCGAACCCAUGUCCAUCGUCCAGCAAGAGCCUACCAUUCUUGAAGAGUCUAGCCCUAAGCCCGAGGAGUCGGAAGCUCAAUCAGCCACAGCAACAGCUCCUCCUAGCGGCAUCCCAGCAGCCAGGCCCGGUCGCUUUCAAGCUGGCUUCCUGUCAAAGGGACCGCGGUCAUCCACAUCACAGGGGGACUCUCCAACCCUGAACCCGCCAACCUUUAGCAUGCGUCUCAGUGGAUCUCCCUCAGGCUCGGAGGGAAGGACUCCGCCUGCUCUUCGAUCUCUGGAUGUAUCUAAGAUGGGAAACUUAUCGCCGUCGUCCCUACGCUACGGAUUUCGUCGCUCCAGCUCGAGCCCCAGCACUGACAACAAGAAAUCAACACUCGACGAGAACAAGCCUCCCAUCUCCCAAGCGACUUCAUCAGGCUCUGACUCCGAGACGAGCAUGCUUGACUCGCGCAAGCUACGGAGCGCCAUGCACAACGCCAACAAAGCCAAGAGGGUGAGCACCAUGACAGCCACCGCUACAUCAAACGCGAAGCGUACGUCGAGCAUCGGUACGCUCCACGGCGACCGCCCUGCUGGACCCAGGCCUAGUAUGCCUGGCUCUUCGUCGUACGCUCUGGCGAGCACCACGAACGGCAUCUCCAGGAGCCGCCGGGGCAGCACUGAUCGCCGCAGAAGCCCGCCCAUGACUUGUGCACCGGCGGAGCUUGGUGAGAGAGCUCUCACCGCAGGACAGGCCAGGCGUAUGAAUCUGGGCGGGAGCAUGAGGUCCGAAAGGACACAAAACAAUGCCGAUGGAAGAAACAGCCCACAGGAGACACGCCGCGCCACUAUCGGCGUUGGAGUACCACCGGCUGCCGCGGCUCAGAAGAAGCAGGCUGACGGCCGUGCUAGCCUCGCUUCACGAUGA